ACCUGAGCUGAUCGAGCUGAGCUUGCACACACCACUGCACGCGCGUGUCUUCACAAAAUUUUAAUUAGGAACUAAUUAAGCUUCGUCAGAAGCGGGAAGAAAACGAUCGACACUACGAUGGCUGCUGCUUUCUCAUCCACCGUUGGAGCCCGGCCGGCGUCGACACCGACCAGCUUCCUUGGGAAGAAGGUGAAGAAGCAGGCUGCAGUGAACUACCAUGGCGGCAACAAGAUCAACAGCAGGGUGGUCAGGGUCAUGGCGGCCAAGGAGCUCGACGAGGGGAAACAGACGGACCAGGACAGGUGGAAGGGCCUUUACUACGACACCUCCGACGACCAGCAGGACAUUACCAGGGGGAAAGGUAUCGUGGACUCUCUGUUCCAGGCGCCCAUGGGCGACGGCACCCACGAGGCGGUGCUCAGCUCUUACGAGUACAUCAGCCAGGGCCUACGGAAGUACGACUUCGACAACACCAUGGACGGCCUCUACAUCGCCCCUGCGUUCAUGGACAAGCUCGUGGUCCACCUCGCCAAGAACUUCAUGACCCUGCCCAACAUCAAGAUCCCACUCAUCUUGGGUAUCUGGGGAGGCAAGGGUCAAGGAAAAUCCUUCCAGUGUGAGCUUGUCUUCGCCAAGAUGGGCAUCAACCCAAUCAUGAUGAGUGCCGGAGAGUUGGAGAGUGGCAACGCCGGAGAGCCAGCCAAGCUCAUCAGGCAGCGGUACCGUGAGGCUGCAGACAUGAUCAAGAAGGGUAAAAUGUGCUGCCUCUUCAUCAACGACCUCGACGCCGGUGCGGGUCGGAUGGGUGGAACCACCCAGUACACCGUCAACAACCAGAUGGUGAACGCCACCCUCAUGAACAUUGCGGAUGCACCCACCAACGUGCAGCUGCCCGGGAUGUACAACAAGGAGGAGAACCCACGUGUUCCCAUCAUCGUCACCGGCAACGACUUCUCCACGCUAUACGCACCACUGAUCCGUGACGGUCGCAUGGAGAAGUUCUACUGGGCGCCCACACGGGAGGACCGCAUCGGCGUCUGCAAGGGCAUCUUCCGCACCGACAACGUCCCCGACGAGGCCGUCGUCAAGCUCGUCGACACCUUCCCAGGGCAGUCCAUCGACUUCUUCGGCGCGCUACGGGCGCGGGUCUACGACGACGAAGUGCGCAAGUGGGUCAGCGAGAUCGGUGUCGAGAACAUCCCCAAACGUCUCGUCAACUCGCGCGAGGGGCCGCCGACGUUCGAGCAGCCGAAGAUGACGAUCGAGAAGCUCAUGGAGUACGGGCACAUGCUGGUCCAGGAGCAGGACAACGUCAAGCGCGUGCAGCUCGCCGACAAGUACCUCAACGAGGCGGCACUCGGCAGCGCCAACGACGACGCCAUGAAGACGGGCACCUUCUACGGCAAGGCCACUUGAAUGAAUCCCAUCUUCACUAAGACGUAUCCACUAUAUAUAUAUGUUGGACUAUUUUGGAUUGGAUCCAUUCAUUCCAAGCCACUCAAACUUUUUGAUUCAUCGCCGCACAGGUAACCGAAUUGUAAGUCCGAAACAAAAUCAAAUUGUAUAUGUUGUGUACUUCAAUUACUCGUUUUCCACUUAA
Molecule: messenger RNA, 1600 nt
Organism: Lolium rigidum
Lineage: Eukaryota; Viridiplantae; Streptophyta; Magnoliopsida; Poales; Poaceae
Product: ribulose bisphosphate carboxylase/oxygenase activase B, chloroplastic
Exons: 2
Coding region: 118-1416 (432 amino acids)
Cellular component (GO): thylakoid; chloroplast stroma
Molecular function (GO): ATP binding; ATP hydrolysis activity; ribulose-1,5-bisphosphate carboxylase/oxygenase activator activity
Source: RefSeq, a predicted model, not a curated record